This is a messenger RNA of Porites lobata, 9431 nucleotides long. Lineage: Eukaryota; Metazoa; Cnidaria; Anthozoa; Scleractinia; Poritidae. The record is from the annotation of a GenBank genome assembly.
AUGAUCGAGAGCCAAGAAAAUCGGUGCUCUGCACCCUUUCAAGAGAAGCACUCAAAGAAACUUACAGAGAUUCCAGCGACACAUUAUGGAAUUAUUGAUAAUUACGGCCGAAAAAACGAAAACUUCCGACCAGGGAGCAAGUGGUGCCAUGCUUGUAAAAGGAAGUUUUACAAAAAAACAGAAGGAGAAAGUGGUAUGGUAAGAAGAAAACGAAGUAAGGUAAAUAUUGGAAAUUCCCUGGUUAGUUUGCAUUUACAUUUUAUCAAGUCAGUAACAAGUACUCACUUUCCCCAACAUGUUCUUGUUACAUUCUUUAUAGAAAAUGGAUAUGAUGACCAGUUUAACGGAAAAGGAGACAGAGUUUUACCAACUUUACCAAAAGGAGGCUGAAAAAUGUCACACCCUGACAACACAAAUUGAGAUGCUGAAACAACAGCUCUCAGGAAUAACAGGUUUUAUUAAUUUACUUUGCAUUGCUGCAAUUAAAUUUUACAUCCCUCAACUAUUUUGCAUUUCCCAUAAAACACAUUUUGUAUUAAACGGUUGGGUUCCUUUAUUUUAGAAUCAACAAUUGACAAGAAGCUAGAGGAAUUUCAAAAGGCUCUUUACAGGCACCAAGUUACCACACCUGACAUAAAGAUUUAUGAUACAGAUUCCAUGAAACAGUUUGUGAAUAAAAACAGCCCUGGACUCUUUCAAGAUCUUCUUACCUGUGUUACAGGAGGUAAAAGCCUGUCUGAGAACAGAAGAAAGCUGCAAGAGCAGAGAGUAGUGGCUGUAAAGAAUUUUAUUGGCUGAAUCCUUCUGUGUAACAAGGCUUGAUGUUCUAAAGGCGGUAAAGCUCAAAAAACUAGUCGGUUCUCUCAAUAAACACUAUCCGUACUCAAGACUACAAUCAAAGUUCUUCUAUGUAACACUACGCCCGGUCACGUAGAUCAGAUAACAUCUAAAUUCUAAAUUAGUCAAAACAACAAAUCUCUGUGCGGUUCCAAGUGUUCAUUUUCCUAGGCUAUUUCCGCUAUUUCUAUUGUUCUAUUAGUUUCAGUUCAGUAUUCAUUGUUCAUAGGCUCGAUUUCUUGACACUCCCCCCUUGACCAACUGCUCACUGUUGGUCAAGAAGUCUCCUGAUCUUGUCUGCAGUAGCUGCUGCUGCUCGUCUCGGUGGUCUCACAAGUUCAGCUGGAUGGUCAGGCUGCUGGACAAUUCCAGCUUCCUCGGUUCCGACGUGUUCGUUUUGAGGCAGGUUUCCGGUGUUCACUUCCAGUGGGACAAGUUUCUGCACUGCUCUCCGCAUCGUUGAGGGCUUUCCUUCUUGCUGAUGGCUCGCAACACAGCACCUCGUUUGUGUCCAUCUUUGCUCUCGAUCAGCUCGGUGAUUUCUCCUAAUCUCCACUUGCACCUCGCUAGACUGUCGUCGUGGAUCAGAACGACGUCUCCAACCUUGACUUCUUUGUUCUGAUUUCCUCUGGUUCCGCAAUAAUGAAAUUCUCUCAGUCCAACAAGGUACUCGUUAGACCAUCGUUUCCAGAAGUGUUCUAGUAGUCUGCUGAGGUAACGCGCUCUCCUUUCAAGGCUGGAGGCGGUUUCUUCAUUAUCGCUUAGCUCGGCGGGGUUUGGUAGUGUGGCAAGUCGUCUUCCAAUGACCAGGUGCGAUGGUGUAAGGGUUCUCUGAUCUGUGAUGUCUGAGUAGACAUAUGUGAGGGGACGUGAGUUUAGUACUCCCUCCACUUCUGUUAAGACUGUAAGUAGCUCUUCAAAGGACAGCUGCGCCUUUCCGAGAACUUUGCGAAGGCUUCUUUUUACUAGUUGUACCAUACGCUCAUAGUAGCCUCCCCCCAUGGGCGCUUUUUCUAGAAUAAACUUCCAAGUGAUCCCUUGGUUGGCGGCAAAAUCUUGCGUUCUCUUGUUCUGAAGUAGUUGUCCUAGCUCCUUGUUGGCUCGCUUGAAGGUCUUCGCGUUGUCGCUUGUUAUGGAGGCUGGUCUCCCACGUCUGGCUAUGAACCUCCGCAAGCAUCUGACGAACGCUUCCGUUGAGAGGUCUGGUGUCAGUUCUAGGUGUAAGGCUCUCGAGGUUGCACAGGUGAAUAGGCAGAUGUACGCUUUCUUCAUCUGUUUAGUAAUGCCGCUGGUGCUUUUCACGUACACAGGGCCGGCGAAAUCCACUCCCACAUGGGUGAAGGCCGGGCUUCCGGAGACUCUUGAUUCAGGUAGGUCAGCGGUCGGUGGUGGUCUGUACGGCACUCCCUCUCUUUUCUUACAAAUAACGCAUUGAUGCAGGAUCCUCUUUACGUACUGCCUCCCUUUGGAAUCCAGAAGUUUGUCCUUACUUCGACUAAAGUUUCCUUCACUCCUCCGUGAUUGGUCUUCCGGUGGCAGGCUUCCACAAUCAGUCUUGUCACGUGAUGCCGCCUCGGUAAUAGUGAGGGGUAACGGGUUUCGGCACUCAACGGGGCGUUUCCAAGUCUGCCUUUGCACUUCAGAAUGGUAUCUUCAUGUCUGAACAGCCCAAGCUGCUGUUUAAGGUUCUCGAAGUUCCUCUCUCUUUUCAAAGGGCUUUUGAACUUCACGGAUCCAAAGUACUUUCCUUCACUGAUUUCUUCAGCUGUAAGGGUGGUCUGUUUACUUUGUGCUUCUCUUCUCUCGGUCUUUGCUGACUUCAGAUUUCUGAUGAACUUCAGGCUGAGAGCUGUUACUCUGAAUAGUUUAGUGGCAUCGCUGAAACGUUCGCAGUCGAUGAUUUCAGCCAGCUUUACAGGAUUGCUAGGCUCUGUGGUCAGGUUAACCAUGGUAGUCACAUUCGAAGGUUUUGUUCCUUUGCUUUAAAUUCCGUCCUGCAUUCUUCUGUCAGAUCUUCUUCUUUUGAGACUUCAGAGGCCGGGUAGUUCUUCGGUGGGCCCUUUAACCAGGCGGGGCCCUCCCACCACAGGCGGUUAUCCACGAGCUCAGAUGCGAGACACCCUCUGGAGCCAACGUCAGCAGGAUUUUCAACUCCAGGACAAUGACGCCAGCUCUUCGCAUCGGUCAACUUGUGGAUCUCGUCUAUGCGGUUCUGCACAAACUGCUUGUAUUCUUUGUUGGACUGUAUCCAGUAGAACACUGUAAUACUGUCGGUCCAACAAAGGACUUCUUUGGUGUUCAAUACCUGGGCUAAGGCUUCUUGUACGGUAGAGAUCAAACGGGCCAGGAUUAGUGCGGCAAGCAGCUCGAGUCUGGGAAUACUCAUAGGCGAAGAUGGCGUAACUCUGCUCUUGGCUGCUACGAGGCUUGUUUUGUAGCCAUCUUCGGUUUCAAUGCACAGGUAGACUACUGCACAAUACGCUCCCUUCGAAGCAUCUCCGAAUCCGUGUAGAGUUGCAAACUUAAUUCUUCUUUCUUCUUCUGGGAAGUAAUAACGAUUCACAGUCAUUUCGCCAACUUUUUCCAGGUCAGUCAGCCACUUUUGUAGGCGGUUUCUUCCAGGUUGAGGGGUGAGGCUGUCCCAUUCACACUUACUUAGACAAAGUUCUUGCAGCAGCAUUCUUAACACCACCAUCACUGGUGAUAUCAGUCCUAGAGGAUCAAACAGUUUGGCUGCAAUUCGGAGAACGUUUCUCUUUGUAGGUUCAGGUUUCUGGCGAAUUCGACGAUCUUAUUCAGCUUCAUAACAAUGGUGUCUUCCUCCAGGUUCCAAUUUGUUCCGAGGACCUUAUGUUCCUUUGUGGGGUCGAUUUCUUCUAGGCCGCCAACGGUGAUCUUUGCGUAAGAUUGUUCUUCGUCUGAUGCGGAUUCUUGUUUCCCAAGACGUUCUCGUUUCAUUCUGUCACUUGAAAUCUUCUCAAUGACUCCUCUUCUGUUCGACGCCCAUUUGCGUAAGUUGAAACGCCCAGCUGCGAAGCAAGAAUUAGUCUCCUUGUAAAUGGAAUACGCUUCUUCAUCGUCUUCGCCGCCAGAUGUCAAAUCAUCCACGUACAGGCCUGCUAGAGUGUACUCUGCUAAGGCUGAGUCAUGUGCAUAGUACUCGGUAACAUGGUGCCGUAGUGUCGCGUUGAGCAGGAACGGAGAACAGUUCAUACCGAAGAUAACUCGGCAGAAGCGAUAGAUCUCAACAUUUGGAUCGUCCUUUGUAACGUCGUCAAUCCACAGAAAUCGCAUCAGGUCUCUUUGCUGCUCAUCCACUGCGAUAUUCAGAAAGGCUUUCUCAAUGUCGGCGACUAAUCCAACUUUAUGGGCUCUGAAACGCAUCAAGAUGUCUGCAAUACCAGGGGUCAGCGGUGGACCAGUGUGAGUGCAAUCGUUCAGGGAAGGACAGCUUGGUUUCACUUUGGCACUUGCGUCAAACACCACUCUCAAUUUAGUCGUUAAGGCGUCGCUUCUGAUAACGGCCUGAUGGGGCAAAUAGUGCGUCUGACCUGGUAACUGUUCUUCGGUUUCAUCCACACGUUCAAUGAUUCCAUGGUGCAGUUGAUCUUGGAAGAUCUGGUCGUACUCUUUCAUGAUAGAAGGCUCUUUUCUUAGACGUCGCACGAGGGAGUUCAGUCUUGCAAGGCUUAGAUCGUAGUUGUCAGGCAGUAGGUCUCGGUUUUCUUUCAAGGAAGCUUCACAGAAUAUCGGUCGUUUGCGAAUGAAAUGUUCUCUAGAAAUGCCUCAUGGACAGUUUCUUUCUCUCUAAUCCCGAUUGAAUCCAGGUCCCAUAGUCGCUGAAGAAGCUCUUCCGUGUGGCAUUCUUUUUCGGUUCGCCGGCAACUUUUAGCACGUGUGUGGAGACAAAAUUGACGCUUGAAAGUUGCGCGCUUUUUCUUCUCGCUGGGGACUGGGCCCGAUAGUACCCAUCCCAGGGUUGUACAGCUCGCCACAGGUCCUUCGCCGUUCUCUCCUCGUCUCGUCUCUCCAGUGAAAAAUAACCACAUGAAAUCAGCGCCGAUUAGCAUGUCAAUUUCUAGAUUUUCGUUUCCAUGGUCACCGUCGGCUAAUUCAAUUUCUGUGAGAUAAGAAAACUGUUCCUUGGCAGUGUCAAUCUCUUGACUUCCGAUUGGUGUGCAAAUGGUCGGUACAACAAAGGCUUCAAUUUCUCGCGAUGACCACAUGUUCACAUUUCUCACGGCAACUUUAACCUUCUCACAUUCCGUUGGUUGCCCGGUGACGCCAGAUCCGAAUGUUUUUAUCAAGAGCGAUUCUUUACUGAUUGUUGGCGAGUUUAGUUGGUCACGUGCGCGUUGAGUAAUGUAACUUUUCUGGCUUCCUGAGUCAAAAAUUACUCUCGCUCUUAUUCCAGUCGAGGUGUUUCCAUUUCCGAUGAAGGCUUGUGCGGUUUGUAGCAAAAUUGAAUCGUGCGAUCCCACGUAAAAGGUUCUUGUUUGUGAGGCUUGCGACGGUUGCCGAUAAGGCCAUGUAUUGGUGGUAUUUCCGUUGUUUUGGCUAACCAUGGAUUCCUGCUGUCGUUGUUGUGGUUUCAUUGCCAUUUCACACAGACUAACGUGAUGUCUCCCAGAACACUUUAAACAAGCCAUAUUUGAUGGGCAAUCUCUCGCAAGAUGGCUUCUUUUUAAGGCAAAUAAAACAACGACCCUGCUUUUUAGGCAUUCUCUCCUCGCUGUUUUGUUUGUCACCACGUGGCAACUUGCUGUUGGGUGCGGUUGCUUGCAAAAUGUGCAAUGUGUUGUAUUUGAAGGCUGGUUUCCGGAAAACAAUGCUGACGCGCUUGUCGGUCCUGAUUUUGGCGAUUUUGCGUUCCUUCGAUCUUCUGGACUGUAUAAAUUUUCCUUUCGGGCCAGGGCCUGCACUCCUCCACAUCUUUCUCUGUUUUCUACUUCACUGCGCAGAAGUCGUAAGAUUUCAGUGAGGUUCCAUUCUCCGUCUUUCAUUUCACGGCCCACUAACAGGCGAAUAUCUUCGGGAAUUUUCGUCAUAAGCACCGGUACGAGAAAACUUCCAUAAGAUUCUGUAGGCACUUCUAACGCUUGUAGGCCUCUUACGUGCGCUUCAAUUUCAUCGUAGGUUUGCCGUAAUUUCCGAACGUCCGAUGUGUUUCCUAAGGGCGUCAGUUUGAGAAGGCCAUCCAUGUGACUGCUUAUGAUUACUUGUUUAUUUCCGAAUCGAUUCUUUAGGAGCUCGAUCGCUGCAUUAUAGUUGGCGUCCGUUAGAGGUAGACCGGCGAUUGUCGCGGCUGCAGAUCCGUUCAAGAGGCUUCUCAAGUAGUUGAACUUGUCGAUGUCGUGCACUUCGGUAUUUUCGUGAACAGCGCUCCUAAAACUAUCCCAAAAUGUCAACCACUGGCUUGGCUCCCCGGAGAAACUCUUUAAACUUAUUCGGGGCAAUUUCGCGUGUUUGUUCGCGCUGCCAGCGCUUUCCGCUUUUGAAACUUGGGUCGGUGAUCCAUUCCCGCUCUGGCUCUUACUUCCAUGGAGCGACAGCACGCUUUCGAUCUCCACGAUAAGCUCCAAUAUUCUCUCGCUAAACCUUCCUGCGUCGGCGAUUUCUUCUUCGAUUUCUUCAUCCUUUUCUAAGGCGCCCAAAAUUGCUUCGUCCAAGUUGCGUAAGAUUUCCAUACGAUCACGAAGCGAAAUUUUGAUUUGUUUCAACUUGUUUUCCUUUGAAGAAUCGAAAUCCUUGAUUAUUUGCUCUGCGUCUCCCAUCAGCUUUGUGGCGUACAAGCGAUGCCCUUGACGCUUCUGUUUGCUUUUUGAGGCCAUUUUCCUAUGAGCUCGUUCAAAUCCGGCUCGUCAAAGGACCAUGUAAAGAAUUUUAUUGGCUGAAUCCUUCUGUGUAACAAGGCUUGAUGUUCUAAAGGCGGUAAAGCUCAAAAAACUAGUCGGUUCUCUCAAUAAACACUAUCCGUACUCAAGACUACAAUCAAAGUUCUUCUAUGUAACACUACGCCCGGUCACGUAGAUCAGAUAACAUCUAAAUUCUAAAUUAGUCAAAACAACAAAUCUCUGUGCGGUUCCAAGUGUUCAUUUUCCUAGGCUAUUUCCGCUAUUUCUAUUGUUCUAUUAGUUUCAGUUCAGUAUUCAUUGUUCAUAGGCUCGAUUUCUUGACAGUGGCUUUACUUCACAUCCUGGCUUAUUUUAGGUAUGUACUUUGAGUUUAGUGAUCUGGGAUAUAAUUUUGCACACAGUCAUUUAUAACUGGUAUAAUAACAUUUGUUUUAUUUGUCACAGAUCACAAAAAACGUCUGCCCUACAGAAGGACAGCGGACUGCAUGCAUCCAACUGUGGCAUGUCAUUACGGGGACUAUCUUCUGGCCAGGUGUUGGGAUACAGCACAACCCCCAGGACAAUACAGCAGUUAAAAGCUAAUUUAAGUGUACAACACACAAGCUUCAUUUGUCAACAAUUUCACAGGGUAAAUGAGGCGAGUCCCUUGGGUGUAAAUAUAUCUAAUAUCUAACAGUUGUGUACCAAUUGCCCAAGAAAAAGCUUUGAAACAAAGAGAAUCAUCAUGAAAUCUCCUCAUACAGUAAAUAACAUUGACACAACAGUUUAUGUGUGUUGUGUUUAAUUUUGCUUUUUGUCUUUCUUAACAGCUGCAAUGCUUUAUAGUUUUAAUGCUUGAUGACUUCCACAACAUCCACUCACUCCAUACACCAUCACAGUUGGUACGGACAAAUGUCAUUCACAUGGCAUCCUGUUUGGCAGAUGUUCAUCCAUCAGUUCAUGCAGUCCCUAGGCCUGCAUUUCCCUUACACAGACAAGUGACAAUAAAUGUAAAUGGAGAGCAGAGGACCUGUGCUGGCGGAAUUGACAUUAAUGAUGUCCUGCAAACAAUAACAAACUCAUUAAGAAAUAUGAAUAAACAGUUCUGGGACCAGCUACCAAGUUACAUGCAAAGCCUUGAUCCAGGAAGACUACAAACAGCACUACAUGAACUAAGGUACACAUUAGUCUUAUUUGUUACCCAUUUAUCACAGAAAAAUGUCUAUUACAAAAGAGAAAGACAACAGGUUAACAGCAAAAAAAAAUUGACUUAAUAAUUGCAAUGAAAUUGUAAAUAUCUGUAAUGUCUGUCUGUUGAACAGGGUGUACUCAGAUCCAACAACACAAGACAUUGAGACGCUCGAGACUUGUAUGCUAGUUGAUGAGUUUCAACAAGAUUUAAAGAGCAUGGAACAUUACAAGAUGGCCCUUGAACGUGUACUGAACAAAUGCCCUCAACUUAACCUGUACAGCAAGAAAUUUGUUGUACCAUUGCCUGCUGACUGGCCAGGGUGGUACUAUCCCAAAAAGCUGAUAGCAAGUGGAUGGAAUCCCAACAUUAGCAUAAUUCCAGAACAAGGGCCAUUUCAUGUGUGUCUGAAUGCUUAUGAAGAUGUUCUUUUGAAUUUUAAAUUUUUUUUUGACAAACUGUUUUCGUAUGUUUUUGGAGGUACUUUGGCAUCGAAACCCAAACCAUACCAGACAUCCCUGUGUGUUACUGCUGCCUUACUUGGUUGGCAACUGAUACGACAAAAGGUACUGGAAAAGUUUGGAAAGUGCAAGCAACAUGAAUUUGUCACCAUUCUACACUUGCUUGAACAUGUUUUGCCCCUUGUGUUCUACCAGUAUAACAUUUUCAGAAGUGGUGACUUAAAGUUGUAUGAGAAAGUUAUGGCACAAAUAGCUAUAAUUUUCAUAUGCUGGAAAAGGAGACAUUAUGACAAAUCAACCUUGUCAUUUUUGAGUGAUUGUGCAUACCAGUGCAAACAUCUUCCAGAAUACUGGUCAAAGAAGGCAAGUGUUCUCAAACUGAUCACAGAAAAGAAUGUUGAAGUUUGGCACUCUGUACUGCGAAGAAACACUGAGAAGUUUGACGAUGCAAAAAGCAUUGAAGACACAGCAAAGUCUAUCGCAUCAUCAGGUUUUUUAAAUGAUUUUAUACAGUCCUUUGUUCCUCAAUACCACCGCGGUCAUGCUGAACCAAACUUAUGGCUUAUCGCAGGAAGACAGCAGAAUUCUUACUUGAACUGUUUAGGAAUGUCUCAAGAAACUGUCAGAAAUCACACCAGGUAACACUCCUAAGGCAAAAACAUAUCACAAAUAAUUAUUUAUAAUUAUUACAUUGUUUCUGGCAAGUAAAUACAGUGAACUAUAAAGUUUUAAAGGUGCCCAUAACACAGGUACCAUACGGCUUGAUAAGGAACUGGCCCUAUGUUCUUAAUAACUGAAAAAGAGAUGACACUGACAAUACUUCAUCUGAAAAGUAAUUAUCAGUUUUUGCUCUAAUAAUCAAAAGAAUUGGUAAAAAGUUAUACAGUCAAUCCACAGAGUAAGAAAACAAAGUUGUGAACUAAAACUAAAGUAAAGAAGCACAAUAAAAUAUGCAAAAUGCAUUGUGCACACACCUGUAAGUACACUUCAGUGUAUUCAUAUUCUACUGACCUCAUUUGGUUUUGUCUUUUUAGGUCGAACGCUCCCUUGCAAAUAAUGGAAGACCAAAGGGAAAGCCACAGUAUUAUCUCCCAACGUUUGACACAAUAG